CGUCUUAUUUGAUCAGAAUAAUUUACCAAAAGUCUCACCAUUACUCUCCGUUGUUAGUACAUCAGUUGGUUUCAGCAAAUCGGAGGAUGAAAUUUUCAUUUGUGAUCGUUCUUCUCCUUGGUGCGAGUCUUCUUACUGAAAGUAUACAAGAAAAUUGUUUCUUCUUCAGUGCUUUCUCAGAAGAUGAUUUUAAGAGUAAUAGAACUGUAAUCAUAUACAAUGCCAUUAAAUCAGCAGAUCAAAGCGAUGACUCACAAAAUAUCAAUAUCGAUCUUUUUGAUUGCCUUUCGCUUGACCGUUUAAUAGCAUUGGGUAUAUGCAAACGAAUGGAACCAAUUGUCGGCAACUAUAUACGAACCCAUUAUUCUGCCAUUCAAUCAUUGUGUAGAGAAGAUGACAUUGUUACAGAUGAUAAAAGAAUGAGACUGAACGGUUUGGCCUCUUAUAUGAAGAAAUUUAUAUUCCAUUAUUUGGAAGUAUUGCAAGAACAUCCGAGUCAAACAUAUAUGGACUUCGAUCGAUUCAAAUGGCUGGAAGAAAUUUUACUUACGCGAGUUACACUGACAGACAAUGGUAUUGAGCGUAUUAAACCGCUUUUAGAGAAAGUACAGACAUUGAAAUUAAAUUUUCCACAUUAUUUUGACAAAACGAAAGAAUUUUUCGACAGUUUCUUACAAUUUUGCCCAAAUGUGAAGCGACUGUGCAUCCAAGCUAUUAGAUCCGAUACCAUCGUUGGCAGCGAUAAUCGUUGGUUGCUUCGAAAGUAUCCAACGCUUGAACAUUUUGAGUUAGAAAUAAUCAAUCGAUCGGAACCAAUUGCCGAGUUGAAGACAUUUUUUGAACAAAAUCUAAGCAUCAAACAUUUGGCACUGAAUGUUGAAACGAUUUUAGAAAAUUCCGAAACGAUUAAAAACAUUCAACAAAAGUUCGAUGUGUUGAGCAUUUUUUUCUGUCACACAAAUACAUUCGAAUUGGCCAGAGAUGCUUUGAAUAAAUUGUAUGGAAUGGGAAAAUUCAAGGAAUUGCAUGUGUAUUUUCAUGUUUUAUACAAUUCAAUAUUUGAUAAAACAGCCGUUGAUCAAUUGAAAUCGUACAAUGGACUUACUAAAUUAUAUGUACGUGGUCUGGAUGAUGGAGUGGAUCUAUCCCCUUUGAUAAAUUUGAAGAAAUUAUGUCUUGAUCGGGCUUCAGAUAUUGAGAAUAUGAAGGAGCUGGCUCAAACUCUCAUCAAUCUUGAAACAAUUCAAUUUAUCAGGGCCGAAUUAAGAGACAUUAUGCCGUUCAUAAAAGAGUCAGUGAAAUUGAAUAAGAUUAUCAUUUAUAACGAAAUUGAUGCAAAUACUUUCAAAUUAACUGCAUUGAACGACGCGCGAAUGAAACUGACAGGAGCGAGAAAAAUAACGAUGUAUGUCAGAGAAGACAAUUACUUGACUGCAAAAUGGUCAAAAACUGGCACCAAAUUGAAAUUCAUUGAAGUGAAACGACGAGCUUCUCUGGAACUCAAGCACGAUUUUGAUUAUAAUGAUUAUUGGGAUGAAAUAUUUUGAAUAUUUUGUUCGAAUUUUUUUCAUUUUUGUUUUUUCCAGAGUAUCCUGAUUUGCUGCUGCUCAGCAUAUAGCUG
This is a messenger RNA of Contarinia nasturtii (swede midge), 1621 nucleotides long. RefSeq lists its product as uncharacterized. The transcript has 3 exons. The record is from RefSeq and is a predicted model, not a curated record. Bases 87 to 1547 code for a protein of 486 amino acids. Lineage: Eukaryota; Metazoa; Arthropoda; Insecta; Diptera; Cecidomyiidae.